AUGCCACUCAUCCAGGCCCAGUCCACGCACGCCCAGCCACACCCACACCCGCACCAGCAUCCGCCCCCCGGUCCGACCACGCCCCCAGCACAGCCACGCGCCAGAAGUCCAAUGAUCGGCAGGACAUAUGCCAAGUCCAUGCCCGUGACGCCAGUUCAACCGCAAUCGCCGCUGGCUGAGACGCCCUCCUAUGAGCUCUACGAACGCCACUCGGAUGCGGCCACCUUCCACUUUGGGGAUGAGGACGAUGAAGAUGAUGAUGAGCACGACCAGGAGGACACAUCAUCGCUGGCCAUGAUCACACCGCCGCCGCCCUAUGACACUCCGCAUAUGGUUGCAUCGCCGCCGCUGCCGCCGCCUCGUAGAUUUCGCUUUGGCAACAGGGAGCUGUUCAGCAUGAGUCCAGCCGGAGGUGGAGCCACGCCCACCGCCUCGGCAGGCCACCGCGGCAGCAGCGCCAUCACGCCCACAAAGUUGAGUGCGGCGGCAGCGGCCAUGUUUGCCGCACCCCAAAUGGCCACCCAACUCAACCGGAAGUGGGCUCAUUUGCAAAGGAAGCGGCGCAGGCGCAACAGCAGCUCCGGCGAUUCCAAGGAGCUGGACAAACUGGUCCUGCAAUCGGUCGACUGGGAUGAGAACGAGAUGUACUAGCACGCAGACCAACAAUGAGAUAGCAGAAACACUUUGAUUCGGAAUUUAUACACCUUUGCAAAUUUUGAAUGGGAUUUCGAUUUUAAACUGCGAAAUUGUAUUCUUAAUGCAGGAUAUUUUGGUGCGAGUGCAUGUUUUUAAGUAAAACAUUUUAAAGUAAUUAUUUUUAACUUUUUAUAAAAAAGCUGUAAAGAAGUUUUCUGCUAGCUUAAAUAGUACACACAACUCAUUUCCAACGUGGCGCUGAGAUAUAGGAAUAGCCCCUCCCUUCCCUUAAACUUAAAGUAGCAAUCGAAAAGAUCAUUCACUAGCGAUAGAAACUGGAUGGGGAUUUACUUACACACAAAAAGCCAGAGAAGUUAUACACGAAGUUUAUAGUUAUAUAGCCUUUAUACAUACUCCCCGAUCUGCUAAGUAUACACAAGCAAGCAUAACAUAACAUACGUAUAUAUGACUCUAUAUAUACCAAUAGAUUUCAUAGACGAUUCACAUGGAUCGGCUACGCUAAAUUAGAGCUGCAAAAUGAUAUUGUUAAUUACGAUUAGAGAAAAGAAAAAACAACAGAUGUAAAUAUUAAUCCUAGAGAUGGGAAAGACGUAACGUAAUCUAAGCAAACCUUAUUCGAAUAGAGUAUACACGAUAUACAAGAUUUUUUGCAUUUAACCCAGAGAAGUUUAAAAUAGAUAAAAUUAGAAAGUCAUAACAAAUGGUUAAGAACAAUGAGAAAACAAAACAAAACGAAACGCUUAUUACUGAUUUAUACAAAUGAAAUGAAUUACCGAAAUAGUAGGAGGGCAAACAAAUUAGUCUUAAGCCGUCAGAUAUCUGGGAAAUAUAAGGGGAUUGCAUUCGGGAUUCAUUCCGAACUGGAACUGGAACUGCCAAACGCGAUGCAGCGCUCCCAACGAAAUCGAAUCCAUCGAGUGCAUUUUCCAUUGUCAAUUUCAUUUGCAGAGCCUCAAGCUAUAGUACUUCUUCAGACUUCAGACUCCAGCGCUUCAGUCUGCUAUAGGAACGUGUAAAUUAUGUACAGGACUAUACGCAUUAUUCAACCGAUCUGUACAGUGCGAUCUGCAGUAUGUGCGAUAUGUGCCAUAAUUGGGUAUGUGCCCACUUUGAGUUUAGUUGUUAUUGUUUGCAUUGAUUCAGAAUAGUUCUUUACACGAGAACACAACUCGCUAUCUUUGUAUAUAUUCGAAUAUAUAUAGAUAUAUACAUACAUACUUAUAUGCAUGAAGAGGGAUACACAAAUUUCAUGUGAAGUGAUCGAUCAAAAUUUAGUGAAAGCAUUAAAACUGAACUUUAGCCUAGCCACAUAGGGUUUGUAUUAUAGACUGGACGAACGGAGGGCAGAACAAAACUUUUGAAAAUAUUUUCACUAGGGGCAUUGCUAAUGUUGUUCUCAUAUUAAAGUAUAUUAGAAAUAGGAUAAGCUAAUUGAUACUCAAUAUUUUGUAUGAGAAACAUUAAAAUCAUCCGAUCAAACUUGGAAAUUGCGUUGCAAAACGAGUAAAAAAGCGUAGAAAUAUCUAAAUCAAAGCAAAUGUAUAAACAACAAAACCCAUAAAAAGCAGUAGAUUUAUAAAGUAAACCCACACAGAAACGUAAGCGUAUAUAUUGAUUAAUAUAUACUUUUUGCAGCUGCAAUUUAAUGCUUUUUAUAUGCAAUUUUACUUUUUGACAAAAUGUAUACAACCGAAAAAGAUCAUCAACAGCGGAAAACAAAAACGCAUAUAAACCAAGUAAAAUUAUUACGAUUACAUUUAGACAGCCAAAGAUACGAGUGAUUUUAAAAUUUGUUUUUAAAGUUAUUUGUGCAUAUUUUUAAUUCGUUUUAUUUGUACAAAAAUAUUAUUUAAAGCAAUUUAAACCUCUAAAGAAACUAUGUACCACUAAGGUUACGGUUUCUAAAUAUUUAGUUAUUCAAUUAUACACCUUAUUAUUGUGUUCUUUUUCUUUAAAGAAAUAGUGUCGAGUACUUUGAAAGCAAUAAAAACACUUGAUAAAAUAUAUGAAAAAUAUAAAUGAGAUUCAGACACAUAGAGUAGCAGCUGAUGGUAAAACUUAGGAAUACACUAGAGUUUUGAACUAAUUCUAGAUCUACAUCAACUACUUAUACAAUUGCAUACAAGUAUUAAUUGAAUCAGAUCAUUAACUUUUAUACACUUUACCAUUUACAUAUAUACAAGCAAACUGAUUGCCGAUUACCGAUUAUUCAAUAUACAAGGCAAAUUUAACAUGUAAUUGUAAUUUGAAGCCAGGCUGCAAUUGAAAGGUUUUACAGUAAAUCAUGCCUACACACAUAAACCAGCAACAACAGUAACAAGAUCAGAGAAUCCGUAAAUAUAUACUUAUACAUAAUAUAGAUGACCCGUAUACAUACACUUAUUAGAUACUUUAGAAGAGAGAUUCUCUAGAAAUGCUUUUAAAUUAAAAAAUCCACGAAAAACCAAAAAAAAAGAAAUAAUAAACAAGAAAAAUAACUGAUUUAAGCAAAGUAUUUUAUUAAAAACACUCAGUAAGGAAAUGGCAAAUUCAAGCGCAAAAACACAAAAAAAAUACAUAUAUAUAUAAAUUUCUUAAAACUUUCAGCGAAAGGCAAACAUUUGUGAAAUAAGCCAACUCAGACACUUUUUUAGAACAUCAGAAAUUGGGGUUGACGAUGAUGGUGAUCACUAGACGUCGUUGAAGAUACUUUAAAGAUAAUUAUAAGCUAAACGAAAACGAUUUUUAACUUUCUCCGAAUAAGACAAAAACAAUUAUUACCUUCUGAUGGUAGAAGCGCAUUCAUAUUUGCUAAUUAGCAACUUAUUAAACUAUAAACAACAAGCAACAUUUAAAAGCUAGAGCAGAAAGCAGGAACCCACACAAAAAAAAGUAAAAUAAAAUAAAAAUGAAAACAUGAAUCCAUGAAUCCAUGACACCACACACCCAAGUUUUCAUUUUCCAUUAAAAACGAUAUAUAUUCAAGUGCUUCUUACAUAAAAUAAAUAUAAAUAUAUAUGAAACAAAAAAAUAUAUUAAUGAUUACAUGAUAGAUAUUAUUACGAGCAGGCAUUACAUUAUAAAUACCUACUAACUAGUUUAAGGCAUUUACCACAAACUUGAUUAUUAUGAACUGUAUUAUUAUGUUUUGUGAAAUCGAGCGAACUAUUACAGAUCAAGAGAAUCAGAUUACUGAGCGGAUUUAGAGUAAGCGUAAAAACUCUGUACUAUAUCCGGUUCCGUUUGGUUUUUUAAUCUCUAAGUAGCCAGCUCUCUAUGCAAAUAGAAUAAAGACGAACACACACUGACACGUAAUCGAUGCAUUUUACUUACUUGAUGGCCAUCAAUGCAGCAAAGUAAAGCGAGUUCAUGAAUUCAAUUUAUAUAAUUAUGUUAAGAUUUUAUAACGCAACAAGCCUAACGUAUGCAUUACCCAUAUGAAUACUAUUAUGCGAAUCUUUGUAAAUACUUCAACAAAUAAAUACUCCUUCAUUCAACCAAAACAAGAUCAGAUCCCUAACUCAAUCGAAGUAAGCCCAAGCAUUUGAUUUCCUUUCCACACCCAAAACCAAAACCACACACAAUCCUAAAGAGAUGCUUAUCGGUUAGGUAUUAUCGAAGCAUACGAGCCACGAGUAUGUUAUCCAUUCUUUAGCGAUUACAAAUACGUAAGGAUAAAUUUAAAUUGUUGAAUAUGUAGCGCAAGAACGUAAUGAGUAACAAACUAAUGAAAGUCCCAAAGCGAAUAACAAAUAUUUAACCAAAUAAGUUACGAAAGUUAGACACAAAACGGUACUUCCAAGCAACUAUAGAGCUAACAGCAAGCCAUUUAAAUGAAUGAACUCAGAUGCGAACUAAACUGUAUGAAUUGAAUUCCCGACCCGAUCCCGAUUUAAAUCCGCUAAUAGAUAGGGUGCACCCAAAUAAGCCCCAGAUCUUCUCAAGCAGAUCCGAAGAUCGGUAACGGUUCGUGCGAAUUGGUUGCCCUAUCUUCUAAUUCCUCCAUAGAAAUCUCCUCUACACAACUCCCAUUAGGAAUUCGUCAAGUUUUGGAUUCAGAAACUAAUACACAACACUUAAUUAUUCAUGAAUGCGGCAUGUGCAGUAUCAUAAAUCAGAACGGCACCGCAAAUCGAGAAUCUACAGCAUGAAGAAGCUAUAUAGAACAACAACAACAUGAACAACAAAAAAUUGUUAGUAAAAAGACUGAGCUACAAAAUAUACAAGAAAAAAACACAAAAGAAACAAAAGCUAGCAACAAAUCAGUGAAUAACUUUGAUUCAGUGACAAAUUAAUUAACGUGCAUUUUUGGGUAAACGAUCUUUGACAAACGGAAGCGAGCAAUUCGUUACAAUUUUCAGUUUCAUAAGUCGUAAAUUUGUUAAGAAGUUCCUAACACAAAACGCAGGCAAAUCCAUUACCAAUCAAUCUCAAGCCAGGUUCAAAUUGUGCACCUACCUAGAAGGAACUUCUGCAUUUACUUCUCAGUGCACGAGGGUUAGUUGAAAUCGUAGGGAAGCUGCUAAAGAAAAUACGUAAUUUGACACAUUACUUUUAAGUUCGAAUUUGGAUUUGAAUUAAGAGGCUUCUUGUUUAAUUUGGGCCACUGCCACAGCAUAAUCGAGAUUAAAAUACCUAGAAUGAAUAUAUAUAAACACGUAUAUACAUAUAUAGACUCAAGUAUAUAUGCAUACACUUGCUUUUAGCUUUCCUAGAACUCUGAUUUCCAUACUUGAACGUACAGUAAGCUGCGAGACAUAAGAGAUAGUCGCUCUCAGACACGAAAUAAUCAAACUGAAGCUGAUAAAAACGAACACGAGCUCAAAGAUUUGGUCCGAGACACAAUUAAUUCCACACAAACCAAACGGAUCGGAAUACAUUAUGAAGCAAGCCACACAAAAGUUGAACAUGCAUGGCGAAUAAGAGAAAUCGAUUAAUGAAAACCGCAUAUUAUUAAUGAUUAUUAUAUUGUAUUAUUAUAACUGAAAUAUUUAGAUGAAAUGACGAUUCUUAAUUAUAACACAUUAUUAUAGAUACAUACUGAACAAGCCGAAGCAAAAGAAGAAAUUGAAAAUGAAACUUAAAAAAAAACCAAAACGGAGGGAACGGAAUCUAAAAUGAUUAAUAAAAAUGAAAAUAUAGAGAAUAUUAUAUUACGAA
Drosophila simulans is the source of this 5796-nucleotide messenger RNA. Its product is annotated as actin cytoskeleton-regulatory complex protein PAN1-like. The record is from RefSeq and is a predicted model, not a curated record. Bases 1 to 651 code for a protein of 216 amino acids. The transcript has a single exon. Lineage: Eukaryota; Metazoa; Arthropoda; Insecta; Diptera; Drosophilidae.